Molecule: messenger RNA, 6322 nt
Organism: Helicoverpa zea (corn earworm)
Lineage: Eukaryota; Metazoa; Arthropoda; Insecta; Lepidoptera; Noctuidae
Product: progestin and adipoQ receptor family member 4
Exons: 6
Coding region: 248-1258 (336 amino acids)
Cellular component (GO): membrane
Molecular function (GO): signaling receptor activity
Source: RefSeq, a predicted model, not a curated record
GCCCCCCUCCGAGCCCGCUCCCGCCGCGCACCGCCGCGGCGCCGCCAGCCGCACCACCGCCACUGAAUAACAGAAAACUACCACCGCCAGCGUCCGCGAACUGUCCACGCUCCACUAAUGCUGUAACUGUGAUAUUUGUACAAAGUCCGCGCUCCUCCGGUCCGCCGACGCUGGCCAUGCGGGUACACAACGCGAGGGCCGGACCCCACUCGCAGCCUCCCGUUACACGCGCCACUAGCACGCUGUUAUGAGAGACGUUCAGAGCGUACCUGAUUCAUGUACAAAAAUGUUCGAUAUGUCAAUUCAAGAAGUGAACGGGAAAGGACCUAAAAAGAGGAAAAAGUCAUUAGAGCGUAUCUGUGAUAAUGAGGAGCGCGGAACAGAGGCGGCGGCGGCGAGCGCGCCGGAGGAGCAGAGCGGCGGCGCGGCGCCGGGCGGCGUGCGCCUGCUGCACUGGCGGGACAUGCCGCAGCACCUGCAGUUCAACCCCUACGUGCUCACCGGCUACCGCCCGCUGCAGAGCUGGGCCGGUUGCGUCGGCAGCCUCUUCUACUUCCACAACGAGACCAUCAACAUCCUCACUCAUGGAGUAUCUCUAGUGUACAUCCUGAUGGUACUGCCCGGGUUACUGCCGUGGCGCAGCGGGCCGGGUGCCUGGUUCCUAUCGCUGUGCCACCUCCUCGGAGCCCUGGCGCCCUGGUGCGGCUCAUUCCUCUAUCACCUGUUCAUGAACCACACGCGCGGGGAACAGCUGUACCAGCGGCUGCUGCAGCUCGAUAUGCUGGGGAUCUGGGUCAGCCAGAGUAUAGGGGCGAUCCCUAUGGUGACGGCGACGGUGUACUGUGCGCCGGCGCCGCUGCGAUACCUCGCGCUCGCUGUCUACAGCCUCGGCAGUCUGCUCGGACUCUAUAAGGCGAUGCGUGCUUGGUCACCGUGGGAGCGGCGACUGUGCUUCGCAGCACCUUUCUGCAUGCGGGUACUGUUGGCCGGCGCGCGCGCAGCCCGCCUCGGCGGCGGAGACCCGCACGCUAUACUGCACGUCUUUCUGCAGGACGCCGUAUCCCUGGGCGGCGGCGUGAUCGGAGCCAUGCACAUUCCGGAGAAGUGGUUCCCGGGCACGGUGGACCGCUGCCUCAACUCGCACAACAUCAUGCAUGUGCUGGUCGUGCUGGCCGUCUACUCCAUGCACCAGGUAACAACGCGCGACAUAGAAUGGAUGUCUCGCGUGGACUGCCACGCGCCGCUGCGCACUCUCUGACGGCCCGCGCGCGCCUCUCCGCGCCGCGCCGCGCCCGCGCCGCCUCGCGCCCGCUCAUCGCCUCCGUCUACUCACCUCUACUCACUUCUACUGAACUCACGCACGCUAUGUUAAGGCUUCCUAAGCUGUUCGGACUUCCACAGCUAUCAUUGUACAACCGUAAGACCAAACGAGUGGACUAUUCUUUAAUGAUAUUCAUAAAAUCGGGUUUUAAAAACCAAUUUCGGUUUUAUUUGCCAAAAUUAUGCAAAUAAAUUGUCCAAAUAAUACUUUGUUAUAAAAGUUAAAACAGGAUUUGAUAACGCAGUAACUUCAGUUGCGUUUAUAAUAAUAAUAAAAUUAAAAAAAAAUCAAUUUGUCAAAUUCAAAAAAUUACAAAAAAAUACUAAAACUUAUAAGAAAAAUAUUAAAUUAUAAUAAUCUUCUUCUAUGAUUUAUAUCGCCAGUAUUGAAUUCAGGCUACAAGCAUACAGAACGCCUGAAGCGAAUCAACUUUAGUCACAACUCACCACAACUUGGCUCAAACGAAAUAAUUAGGAAGUCUUAAAAAGUCGUAACUUACAAAAUGUCGAGCGUCUUUGUCGGAUAACGGUCUGUCUUCCCAAGUGUUGCGUUAAGGUCGGCUAUAAAGAUAUCGUAAGUAAUCCUCCAGAUAUGUCUUCGCGAAAUUAUGCAUUAUUUUCCGAACGGGGAAAUUCUGUUCUCAGAGGCACGGUAGUUUAAGUAACUUGGACAUCUGAUUGAUUAGAUGCCAAAAUAAGAUGUGCGUGAAUUCUUCCUAAUAAUAUAGUUAUCAUUUGGUCUUAUGGAAAUGGCUGUAGCUUAGUCAAUAAAGUAGCAUGUAGCGUGUUCACGUAGCAGGCAUACGUGACACGUAUGGCAGACAUAUCUACCCCUGCUAUAACGAGGCUCACACAACUAUCUCUGACGUUAUUCCAGUAAAAGUAAUUUCUCAAAGUGAUGUCCACUAUCCAAAUGAUGUAUGAUGCGAUAGUCACGGGUCAGUCAUGUCAACUGCUGAACGCUCCGAAUAAUAUUUUUUUUAUGUCAAUAACAACGACGAUGUACUUAACUAUAGGUACAGAAAGACCUUGUACUACAUACAUUUAUAUAGUCGACAACACGUAAUCAAUAUAAAAUCUUUGAACUUCUAUUCAAAUACUACAUAUUUGGAAACAACUGUACCCUUCAUUUUGUAAGACGGUUGGAAAAUCCGAUAUGACAACUGCAGAUUCCAAUAAAAACAAAACAACACCUUCGAACCACAAUCUACAAAUAAUUGUACGAAAAAAUAGGGGGAAAACAUACCAACCGUUUUACAUAAUGACGGCGAGAUAACAAAUGUUGUUGAAAACAAAUGAACUCGUUAGUGACAAUAUCGCGGCCUACACAUAAUAGUAAUAAAUUAAUACGAGUCAUCAUUAUGAUUGAAGAGAAACCUUAUAAUACCACAUGAUGGACGAAAAGCCAUUUAACAAUAACUAGGUAACUACACUAGAUCAGUUAUUAAUAGUUAAAAUAAUUAGCUCGAUAAGUUAUCGAAUGUAAUAGCAGUUAUUUUAAACGAAACGAACACUUCAAAUCUUAGUAAGCUUAUAAGAAUAGUUAAAUUAUUGUAUUGGAUUAUUACACGUUUUUUAUAGAUUAGGAUAAUAAGAAGUUGGAUUUGCGUAAUCGCUUUUGAAUUUUCGAUGGGUAUGUGAAGUCUACUGAAGUAGAAGAAAUGCUGGGGCGCCCGGGAGUGGGUUCUAAUUGAAAAGUUACGUGACAAUGUUUUCACACUUUCUCGGAAUACGUACACAAUUAGUGAACUCUCAACAUUUUUUUAUAUUUGCUGCUGGAACAUUAACAGUUGAAUUUCGUGCUCUAGUCAUUAUUAUUUAGCAACCCUUACGCGUUGAGUGCUUGCUGUAACAAAUAGCGUCCACUCCCCGUUGCCCCCACACCGUUCCUUGAAUCUAGCUAGUCUAUACUUUGGUUUUUAUAUAUUUCUGACUACAUUCCUACUUGUAUGAUACAAAUAUCUUAAAUCUCCCUUUCAUCCUUGAAAAUUUGAAUCUCAACUUACAUUUUUCCUAUAUUGUGGUCAUCAUAUGAAUAGUGAAAAUGACAAUUGAUUGUAACUUAUACAUAUAUUGUUGAGAAAGCCUUGUUUUUCGCGAUUAUGAGGUCUCAUGACGAGUUUUAAGAAAUAGGAUCGUUACACAGCAAGUUAUGAAUUUUUCAAUUAUUCCGGGAAAGAUACUAUUUCAUGAAACACGUACAAACCUCGUAUAGGUAAAAUAUACUAUAGUUAAAUAUUUCAAUGAUAUUGUCAAUUUAUUUAUUAAACAUAUCAAUAAAAAAAAUGUCUCACGUUAAUUUCUCAAUGUUUUUAGAAAAUCUUGUUAAAUCAACAGUUGCAAUGAACCGGCCGUAAAAUUUAUUAUGCAAGUCUUCGUUAAAUAAAAAUACGAAUAUCGAAAUAAUGGGCAUUUACUGAAUAUGGAUUUACUAUCGGAUGAUGUAGUAUCAGGUAAAUAAUAAACAGCAUUGUUUGUGUGUAUUGUUAUUUACCUCACACAGUCACGUUUAAAAUGGCCGGACCGCUGUAUGAGUCAUGAGAAUAACAACGGUAUAACCUAUGCACCUCUCGGAGAUAACUUAUAUAACUAUCAACACAUUUUUACUUUGAAUUGGCCAUUAACGACGAUGGUGGGUCCUUGCAAGUCCAGGCAUCUUUCACUGCGGCUUUCAACAGUCUUACGACAAACGAAGCCGGCAUUUCAGUUAACUUUGUGACCUUAUUAAAGAAACUCAAAAGCACGUUUCCCCAUAGCUGAAACAGAUAAGAUUAAUGACUUACUUCGCUUAAAUCUAAGUUCAGCCCUUUUUGUGAAUGUAAUAAUGUAUGUAACUAGCUGAAAAACAUGUCAUAGUAGGUACUCAUCCUUUUUUUUUAUCUUUAUUAAUGAAAAAGGAGAUUUGAUCAAACAUGAUCAUGCCAUCUCCAUUAGGCUUACAAAAAUAUGUCUAUACAGAAAUUAUAAUAAUACCUAUUACUAAAAUUAAACUAAGACCUUCUUUUUAGAGCAUACUGAACUAAUUUAUAAAGCAUUCUAGCUUGCUCUGACAAUGGGUAAGCCAGAAUGCUGUUACAUAUACCGCACUCAUGUAAACUAAUGUUGCACGCAGUCUCAAAUAAAUUUCUUUCAGGCCCAUUCCGCACACAUUCCACCAAAAUAUGGUAGACGUCCUCGACUCGAUCACACUCAGAGGUACUCAUACUUGCCAAGUUGAACUGUUUUGUUUUAGCUUUUGUAAUAUCUAUACUAAUAUUAUAAAGCUGAAGAGUUUGUUUGUUUGUUUGUUUGAACGCGCUAAUCUCAGGAACUACUGGUCCGAUUUGAAAAUUUCUUUCAGUGUUAGAUAGCUCAUUUAUCAAGGAAGGCUAUAGGCUAUACUUUUUAUCCCGGUACGGGAAGUAGUUCCCACGGGAUGCGGGUGAAACCGCUGGCAGAAGCUAGUUAUAUAUAAUAGUUUUCUGAAAUGCUCGUUUCUAAGCUCGUAACUGACAUGACAAGGAUUGAAAUUAUCACCACUAUAAAAUCAAAGAGUAGUAAAAUCUUAACAGGUGCGGUAAAGUUUUGUACAUCUAUCAUUUUCUAUAGUUCCACGUGACCAUGUUUUUAAUGUUAUUUCUUUAUAUCGUUACUUGUGAUCUACCGUCAGUGACCAAUCGUUGGUAUAUUUUUAUAUUCUCGGUGUUCUGUGCUUCGCAGCUUGUAUACAAAGGCAUCGCGAGUGAACUUGGAUCCUACUCUCUAGGUACACACCUCUCUUAGUCAGUUCGAUAGUUUAAUUAUAACAACUAGUGGUAAACGUAGCGACAGUAGUUAGGUAGUUUACGAGCAAUAAAUAGACAACAAUUGUUACGAAAUUUGACAAAAGUAGUCGAGCAACCGUUCAACAAACGAUUGCAGACAAUUUUACACAAUAAUUGUUGAUGAAAAUUUUUAACGCAUCUUUUUGAUGGCUUUAAUGUUCUACUUUUGUCAAAGUUCUAUUGUUUUAAUUAAUUAUUUAUUAAACGAAGUAGUGUUUUAGACGAAACGAAGUGUACUUGAGGUUUUUUACUAGUGGUUGUCGACGAGACACUGCCGAUGUCUCCCGAGCGCGCCCGAGCGCUGCUCCACAGACACUCGCUCCCCGACACAGUUCAUCAACUAAUUAAACUCAGUAUUUUAAUUUAUAUUUUUGGAAAACGAUAUUUCAUCUAGGCACAUAUUUACAUUAUCACAAAGAUUAUUUUUCUGUGAAAUUACUUACGUCAAAAGAAUAGAUAAAGGCUUCACUAAUAUUUCGAAACGAAUUGAAUUGAUUGUACAGAUGUUAUUUUGUUAAAUAUUUGUUUGUUAAAUAUUUGAGAUGUUAAUAUUAAGUAUAAUAUUAUUUGUAACUGUUUAUUUGCCUAAAUACCAAUUAUUUACACGGAGUAUAUGAAUUACUGGAAUCACGUUUUAUACUAUAGUAAUUUAGAUGUGCGAGUUGAGGCAUGAGUCGCCCUUGUAAUAACUGUGUAAGAAUUAAUUAAGUGACUAUGGGUACGCGGCUGUGCCGUGGAGGGGAAGAGGGGGCGGACAUAGUUGAUGCACAUAGCUUUCCAAGUUAGACGAAUGAAAAGGAGCUUUAUAUCCGUGGCUACGAGUAGUUCGACACCCUAUGUUAUUAUUUAUUGAGAUCGCAAUAAUUUGUCUCACUUGUAAUUAAGUUAUAAUAAUUUUGUAGUUGUAUCUUUAGCGUUUGAAGAUGUUGGACAUUCCUGAUUUUGUAGUCAUUUAAGAGGAAAAUAAUCUCACGUUUAUUUGUAAGAGUUAUCGUCUCUAGGUGAUAAUGAUGAGCAAUAUGACAGUAUUUAAUACUACAUAACAUAAUUAUUAUUAUGAUUGUUUACGAGGUUACUUUGACAACCAAUGUUACGCGUAUUUGCACUUAUCUUGGAAUUAUUCAUAGUAAUUGACGAUUAUUGAUCAAAAUUCUCAAGCUGUAGACGUUGAAGAGAUUAUUAAAGUUUAUUUGAAUUCA